This is a messenger RNA of Trypanosoma grayi, 1152 nucleotides long. RefSeq lists its product as hypothetical. Gene Ontology annotation, molecular function: zinc ion binding; nucleic acid binding. NCBI's taxonomy places the organism in Eukaryota, Euglenozoa, Kinetoplastea, Trypanosomatida, Trypanosomatidae. The transcript has a single exon. The coding region runs from base 1 to 1152 and encodes 383 amino acids. The record is from RefSeq and is a predicted model, not a curated record.
AUGACGCGGCGGUGCUUCAUGGUGUACCCGCUGCCCUCUGUUGCGGACGAGUCAUUUCUUCAACUCCUCUUUGACGGUGGCGUCCGUCGCAGCGCCUUUGCGGGGUUUGGCAAGCGCCGCUUUGCGCUGGUGGAGCUGCAGGGCGACACGCAAGCGGAGGCCGUGUGGCGCGCCAUUGGGCCCGCGUUGCCAAACAGUGUUGCUACUACUGCUGCAGCUGCUGAGACCCACGGCGGUGGCAGUGUGAACCUUGAUGAGGACUGCACACUUGCAGAGUUGUUUGCGGCUCAUAACGCCGCCACCAUUGCUGCUGCUGCUGCUCCGAAUGUUGACGGUGCCGCCGGACAAAGCUGUAUGUCGUUCUUUGGACGGCUGCGGUUCCGAGGCACUCCGCUGCAGGUCGUGCCGAGCCCCGUCACCAUUGAGGAGCUCUACAGCUGCGGCGGCCAGGUGCCGCAGCCCCGCCCAACUGCGGCAGGCGACCAGGAGGGGCCCCGGGACAAAAGGUCGCACGCACAGAAGCGGCUGCGCCCGUCCGGUGCGGAGGACGCCGCUGGGCACGCGGCACAGACGGUGGAGCGGGAGCCAAAGCGGAGUGCGGCGGCGGCCUCUUCGCGGGACGCAUGCCGUCGGUGUGGUUCGACGACGCACUUCACGCGACAGUGUACUGCCGAUCCCUCCAGCGAAGAGUCAACAUCGGCAGCACCAGCAAUUGCUGUGGAAUCGGCAGCUGCAACCGAUAGUUGCGUGGCGGUGGAUACUGCGACGGAGGGUACGUCACGGCUCCAACAGUCACACCGACGUGGCGCGAAGAAUGAGUUCCCGCAGAACUGCUGCCAGAAGUGCGGCUCCUCGGCGCACUUCACUCGGCACUGUGACGGCGGGAACGCGGCGGAUGAAGCGCCGAGGCCGCAGGAGUUGCCUGUGCCCGUCAGUGUGGCGGAUCACGGCGAAAGAAGCAAACCGCUGGCCUUGCAGCAGGAGCACUCCAAGCCGCAACCGAAACAACAACAGCAACAGCAACAGCGACAACAACAUCAUCAGCUACAGCAGGAUCGGCCGCAGCGACCCGCUGUAGUGCGCACAUCGAAGGACCAGUGCAAGCACUGCGGCUCGGACCUCCACUUGUCACGCCAUUGCCCCUCGAAGUGA